Paraphaeosphaeria sporulosa is the source of this 1191-nucleotide messenger RNA. RefSeq names its product PLP-dependent transferase. Gene Ontology annotation, molecular function: pyridoxal phosphate binding. The transcript is spliced from 3 exons. NCBI's taxonomy places the organism in Eukaryota, Fungi, Ascomycota, Dothideomycetes, Pleosporales, Didymosphaeriaceae. Bases 1 to 1191 code for a protein of 396 amino acids. The record is from RefSeq and is a predicted model, not a curated record. Gene Ontology annotation, biological process: biosynthetic process.
AUGGGUCUUCACAACGAUGUCCUUGGCUUGGCACGGUUCAUGCCAAACUGGAAGAAACAAUUCCUUCGAGACGUAAAAAAACCUCGUAAACAUGCUUGGUUUGUCACCAACCUUGGGGGCUAUGGACGAGAGGCCGGCAAAGGACACACAAAAGCCUGCAGACACUGCAACGGAUUGACUCUAGACUUGCGUCGCGACUCUAGGAGCCUGUACACGAUUGUUCAAAUUUGCUGGCAGACAAGCAACGCGACCGACUUCUGUUCUGGACAUAUACUGUCGCUAAACGCCACUGGCAAACUUCGCAAUGAAUUUGUCGCCGAAGCUGGCAAGGGAUCCUUGCUUCACCCUUGGCUCCGGUGGCGUUCGACUAUGGACAGAAACUACUCGUAUUUGGAAGAAGCGGAGCGUGAAAUUGCCGCUUUCCAUGGCGCCGAAGAAGGUUUACUCGUUGGUUCAGUAUUCGAAGCAAAUGUGGCGGUGGAGACCGCUUUACCCCAGCCUGGCGACGUGCUUCUUUACGACAAGCUAGUGCAUGCGAGUACCCAUGAAGGAAUGAAGAAGAGCCGUGCGAAGCAUCGAGUGGAAUUUCUUCACAAUGACCUGGAAAGCUUCCGGGAUACGAUUAUCGAUAUUUUGGAGAACGAUGGUUCCAUUCGCGAAGGUAAAUCUACCGUUCUUGUGGCUGUGGAGUCCAUAUAUAGCAUGGGCGGCGACGUUUGUCCACUGAGGGAGAUAGUUGACAUUGGAGAAAAACUAUGCUCGCGUCAAGGAAACAUACAGUUCAUUGUCGAUGAUGCAUACAGUGUCGGAGUGAUUGGACCCAAGGGUUCAGGCUUGGUCCGUGAACUAGGACUAGAGAAGCACGUUGCAGUGGUAGUCCAUUCCUAUCGAAAGCCAUCUCGAACACGUAUCCAAGCUCAUGCCCGGCUCUUCUUUGAGACUCUCACAUCCCAUCCAUUGUGGAAUAAGACAAAGUCCACAUCACUAAUCCGUGUACCUUUGGCUGAAGGCUGGGAGAAGAGGCCGUUCUUGACCCACAUAAUGACGGUGUCAACUCGCCAGAGAUACACCUACUGGCUAUUUGUGCAUCUGAUGGCAGCAUCCUACAGCGUCUUUCCUGUGCCAUGUCCCAUCGUCCCAAUUGGCCAGAACAGAUUGAGAAUCAUCUUCCACUCAAACAAUACCGAAUAA